This is a messenger RNA of Aspergillus calidoustus, 1710 nucleotides long. The record is from the annotation of a GenBank genome assembly. Lineage: Eukaryota; Fungi; Ascomycota; Eurotiomycetes; Eurotiales; Aspergillaceae.
AUGCCACACGCUGCAAGAUGGGUGGGCUCACCCUCGAUCAAGGGCCGGACGGAGUCGAUGCGGAUGGCCCUUUUGACAUUUAGUUUGCUGGGACUCCAAUUUACCUGGGGCAUUGAGAUGACCUACUGCACACCGUACCUCCUCCAGUUGGGGCUAACUAAAUCGCGAACGUCCCUCGUCUGGAUUGCUGGACCUCUCUCGGGUCUCAUAAUACAACCUCUUAUUGGAGUCAUCGCCGAUAGGUCUCGGUCGAAAUGGGGACGACGAAGGCCGUUUAUGAUCGCGGGCUCGUUUGUCGUCACACUGUGCCUGAUAGUGCUAGGGUGGACAACGGAGAUCGUUAAUAUGUUCGUUACGGAUACAGAGAAGGUUUCGAGUGUGACAAUUGCUCUUGCUGUACUCAGCAUUUACGCCGUGGACUUUGCCAUCAAUGUCGUCCAGGCGUGUGCGCGCAGCUUGAUUGUCGAUACAUUGCCCAUUCCUUCACAGCAAGCCGGGUCAGCCUGGGCUACUAGGAUGUCGGCUGUUGGUCAGUUAAUUGGAUAUGUGAUUGGGUCCAUUGACACUGUCAGCGUCUUUGGUACCUCCAUUGGCGACACUCAAUUCAAGCAAAUGACGGUUAUUGCUGCGCUAGCUCUCCUGGUGGCAGUAACAGUAACAUCGUACUCUGUGAAAGAGAGAGUCCUGAUUACACCUAGAGAUUCCGACGAAAAGGCUGGAGCUUUCCAAGUGCUGUCACAGUUGCUCAAAACCACUAUGGAUCUGCCCCCACGAAUCCAAGCCAUUUGCUGGGCUCAGUUUUGGGCGUGGAUUGGCUGGUUUCCUUUUCUCUUCUAUUCCACGACAUGGGUUGGUGAGACCUACUUCCGGUACGAAGUCUCCAAAGAAGCAGCUCGUCCCGCGGACAUGCUCGGAGAAGUCGGCCGUGUCGGUAGUCUUUCGCUAGUUGUUUUCUCGUCCAUCACAUUCAUUAGCUCUAUACUUCUCCCAUUUUGUGUCCAACCACCAGAUACAAAACGCCCUCGAUUCACACCUCGUCCUCCUCCCGGCCUAGCAGCCUUCCUCAGCAAAAUCACGAAAAUACGCCCGGACCUCCAAACGACUUGGCUCAUUUCCCACAUCGUCUUUGCCGCCACCAUGAUCUUCGCGCCUCUAGCCCGUUCCCGCGCAUUCGCAACCUUUCUUGUCGCCAUCUGUGGCAUCCCCUGGGCCGUCAGCAGUUGGGCUCCUUUCGCCUUCAUGGGCGUUGAAAUCAACCGCCUUGCCAUGAAUCCCGUCCAAGCAUCGCGCCUUUCCGGCGUAACGAUGAUCACCUCCACUACUAUCCGCUCAAAUGCUUACAACAACGACCUGAACGCCACUGACUCCGAAAUGGACGUCCUCCGCUUAAACCACCAUGAUCCAGACAGCGACAGUGACACAGAAGAUGGGAUGUCGAAUAUACCCUCCACAGGCGAGCUAGCGGGUAUUUACCUCGGUGUUCUCAACGUCUACACAACUCUUCCUCAAUUUGUUGGCACAUUCAUCAGCUGGAUCAUCUUCAGCAUUCUCGAGCCGGAAAGUACGAAGCGCAAUGAUGCGGCCUCGGACUCGACGUUCUUGGAUCUCGACAAGACCACGCCGAAUGCAAUCUCGAUCUGUCUGUUUAUUGGCGCAAUCAGUGCUCUUGUUGCUGUUGAGGCUACGAGGAAGCUGCGCUUCGUCCUAUGA